ACAAGCCGCAGUAGGGACCUGCGCAUCUGGUAUUGCUUUACACAUCUCUAUUGACUGUUGUCUUUGACUAAUAUUGACAGAAAAUGUCUAUAUUUUAUUGAACUUUUUUGAUGACUUGUCAAUUUAAAUUGCUUACUUUUACAAUUUAUAUAUUUUUACUAUCAGGCGUUUUAUUACUACAAUAAGUAGGUAAAUUUCUGUUUUAAUAGUCUUAAAAAGGUCCUCUUAUAUACUUCUACGUUUAAAGUAGAAUAAACUACUUGCUAGAUAUGAAUUCAGAAAUGAGUGAGGAUGAAAUGGAAGCUAACAAAAUGCGAAAUGCUCUUACUGCUAUCGCAAAUGAAAUGCAAAAGCUUCACAGUGAAACUGCAUCUUCAAAUGAAACAGAAAAGAAUGAAAAUGGAGAAACUUUAAAUAAACUUAUAAAAUGCAAGACAAAUCUUAAUUUGAGAAAGAUUCAAAUUAAAAAACUAAAAAGAAAUCUCCGAACAGCAUGUGUCGUUGCUAAAACUAUGUCAUCAGCUAAGGCAGCCGAAGCAGCAUCACUCAGUACCCAUUUAGAUAUUACAAGAAGUAAAUAUAUGGACUUAGUACACCAACAGAGUGAAAAAAAUGAAGUAAUACACCAAUUGAAUGGAGAAAACCGCGCUCUCCGUAAUCGGCUAGAUUUUUACAACAACAUUAUUCAAUUAGGAUAUAAAGAGUUACAAAAUAUGCGAAAUGAAUGCGAAGAAAAUAUUUCUUUUGCCGAACAAUUGAAACAUAUUAUUGUUUGCUGUGGACAGUAUUACGCAGAUCAUUUUAAUGAACAUGAGAGAUGUACUCGAUUAGAACAGAAAAAUAGGUUCUUGAAUACUAAAAUAGUCAUAAUGGAAAGUAAUUUGAAAGCAGCUACAGACGAACUCCGAAAUCUUCGUACUUGCAUAAAACCUUACCGUGAGAAAAGAGACACUCCAACAAAUUCACGGCAUUGCAUUGACGUGGUAUGCUCGGAGUACAAAAUGGGUUCUCACCAAAGAAACUUUGCAAAUGUAACCAUGACGUUUGAACUAAAUAAUUGCUCUUCACCGACUUCUAUGAAAGAUCUAGACCUAACCAGCCACUUAAAGACAGUUAAAAAACUUCUCGAUGAUCAAGAUAAUCUCAUAAAAGAUUUGAAAAGUCUUUCAAAGGGAAUAAAUGUUGAUGAAACAUAUUUAACUUAUUUUAUUUACAUUUACUUACAGCGUCUGUUUGUAAGUACCCAUCCUAAAGGCCAUGAAACUCCUUAA
Molecule: messenger RNA, 1271 nt
Organism: Helicoverpa armigera (cotton bollworm)
Lineage: Eukaryota; Metazoa; Arthropoda; Insecta; Lepidoptera; Noctuidae
Exons: 3
Coding region: 270-1271 (333 amino acids)
Source: RefSeq, a predicted model, not a curated record